Molecule: messenger RNA, 6155 nt
Organism: Nothobranchius furzeri (turquoise killifish)
Lineage: Eukaryota; Metazoa; Chordata; Actinopteri; Cyprinodontiformes; Nothobranchiidae
Source: RefSeq, a predicted model, not a curated record
ACGAGCGGAAUUCAUGAAGGCAGUAAAACUUUGGUCCAUCCGAGGGUCCCGUGUUUGCUCUGCCCACUCUAAACACCUCCUCUCCCCCAGACCUCCUCCUCCUCCGGGCCACUCCGCCAGAUGGUGCGGUCUUUUCUUUUGUUUACUCAUCGCCCCCUGAGUUUACCUAACGACCCAAACGACUGAACUACGUAGUCGUCCGGAGCUACAUCAUCGCUCAACACCGACAAACAUCUUCCCUGGACGGCAGCAGGACUGACACCAGGAUGGGACCGCCAGAGGCCUGGUUUUCACCCAUGUGCUGCAUUCUGAGCCGCUGCUCCUGGUUUCGAAGCAGACUGACACCACAGCUGAUGUAGACGCCCACUAAAGCCUUGUGCUGUCGCUGGAGCAGGAUCUAAAUGUUUAAAAUGGCAAAUUAAAAAUCUGUCUGAUAAAUGGACAAAAAGAGGUUUCCUGGUACAAUGUCCAGGCAGAUGGAUACAUCCUCCAAGAGACGCCCGUGUGUUGGAGGUGGCUUCCCCCAGCCCCCUCCAACUUCCAUCCAGUAUGGUCGCAUCAAGGCGGUGGAAGUGGCGAGAGGGAGGACGGGCUAUGGGUUCACGUUGACGGGCCAAAGCCCGUGUGUCCUCAGCUGCAUCCUGAAAGGAAGUCCUGCAGACUAUGUGGGCUUACGCUCGGGAGACUACAUCCUCUCUGUCAACGAUAUAAACGUCUCCAACGCUUCUCACGAGGAUGUGGUCAAACUGAUCGGACGAUGCUGCGGCGUUCUGAAGCUGGUCAUUGCAGAGGGAGACCAUCACAGACGCCAGCGCCACCAGCGAACCGCCACCAGCCGUCACCACAGCAACAACACGGUGGCAGCAUCGUACCUGGACUCUUGCUCUAGUGACGAUGAGCUGGAUGGUUACUAUGACAGCGGCAUCAAUAACAGCAGGUCGGGGUGUGGAGCCCGGGGAGGAUGGUACAAACCCAAACUGGACUCGAAGCAGAUGGGCAUCAAUAGAGCAGAGAGAGUUGUGGCUGAGUUGCAGUCUGGGGGGAUUUUUAACAUGAUCUUUGAGAACUCCAGUCACUCCUCCAGCAGCUCGGACAAGGACAGACCCGGGGUCGGCUCGUCCUCCAAGCCCCGGCCGCUGUCUGAUCCAGAAUUCCCUACAUACCGGAACUGCUCUCGCUCCCAGAGUAACCCCAACCUUCUCUCUGAGGAGGAGAUGGCACAGGUUCUGAAUGACGAUUCAGUUUUCCUGGAGUCGGACUUUCAGCAUCUCCGCAUUCACCACCAAGAAGAGCAAGACAUGGACGUGGGGGAAGGAGGCGACUUUGGCCUCGAGUCUGGCGAAGACAUCCUGAACGUGGGGAUGAUUGUUGGAUAUCUAGGCUCCAUCGAGCUUGCCUCCUCAGGAACCAACCUGGAAAACGACAGCCUGCAGGCCAUCAGAGGGAGCAUGAGGCGACUCAGGGCCGAGCAAAAGAUUCAUUCGUUAGUCCUCAUGAAGGUGAUGCAUGACAGCGUGCGCCUGUGCAGCGACCGAGGUCACGUCCUGGCCUCCUAUCCUGCAGAAAAACUGGCUUUCAGCGCCUGUUGUCCUGACGACCGGCGAUUCUUUGGCUUGGUCACGAUGCAAGCAUCAGAUGACGACCAUCCUUUCAGCAACGGGCAGGAUGCGGAGGGGGGCCUGAGGACUUCAUGUCACGUGUUCAUCGUGGAUCCAGAGCUAUGUCACCACCAGGUCCACCUGGGGGUUGCCAGGAGGUUCGGCUUUGAAUGCACCCCCGACCCAGACACAGGAGGCUGCCUAGAAUUUCCCCCCAGCUCCCAGCCUCUCCUCCAGUUCGUCUCUGUCCUCUAUCGGGACAUGGGAGACAACAUCGAGGGUGUUCGGGCGCGGGCUUUCCACGACCCGGACAAUGACGCACAGCAGAACCACAGCACCAGCAGCAACAGCGACAGCGGGAUCGGCAACUUUUUACCUGAGGAGAAGAGCAAUAGAGUGCUUUUAGUGGACUUGGGAGGCCCCCCCAAUCACAACCACAUGUCUGGAGGGACGCGGCACUGGGACAGCCCACCCUCGUCCCAGCAGGCCUGGAGUCCCACCCUAGGAGCUGCAGCUGCGCCUCCUCCUCCUCCUCUUCCUCCACCUCCCAUGCUGAGAAAUGGCCACUAUCUUCAUGACCCUCAUCUGGCUGACCUCCCUCAUCCUCUCCCCCUGACUCACCCCGAUGUCCCCGGCAGGCUUUCACGAGGCCUCCACCCUCCCCACUACUCCUCAGGGAAGCUGGGAGGAGCUGUUGGGGGAGGAGAAAGGAGAGGGGCCGGAGGAGCAGUCGGGGUGGAACCUCAGCGGUGGCUGCCUGUCCAUGUGCUGAGAGACUGGCGUCAGCAGCACCACCACAGCCACCUCCAGGGUCUGAGCAGCGAUCAGGAGUCCUACGCCGAGUCCACCGACGGAUGGUCAUCGGCCAACUGCAGCACCCUGCCCCCACCCAUGAAUAAGAUCCCAGCAGACCGCUACCGGGCCCCGCUGGCCCCCGGGGACCACAUGCAACCACCAGGUGGGAGCCAGCCUCCUCCUCCUGCCGCACUUCCUCACGGCCACCGGCUGCAGAAAGACGAGUGGGCCAAGAAGCUGUUUGGUGAGCGCGAGCGUAGCGCAGCACGGAGACACGACAGAGAGAAGAGGCACGCAGGAAACUCCAAAGAGGCGGAGAAAAAGGCUGGCCGGUUCCGUGGUUUGACGAUGGGGUUCCCCCCUCUCCCGCAUCGCUCUUCAGCCAGACGCUCCUUUGGACGUUCCAAGCGUCUCAGCAUGGCCCGCUCCCUGGACGACUUGGAGUCUGCUGCUGUCUCUGAUGGAGAACUGAACAGUGUAGAGCUGCAGGGCUGCAGCAGCGACAACAGCCUGAACAGCAAUGCCAGCCUGCCCAGCGUCCAGAGUCACCGGCGCCACGCAGAGAGGAGGGUGGCCAGCUGGGCGGUCUGCUUCGAGCGACUGCUGCAGGACCCCGUGGGUGUCCGCUACUUCUCGGAAUUCUUAAAGAAGGAGUUCAGUGAGGAGAACAUUCUCUUCUGGCAGGCUUGUGAGUUCUUCAGUCACGUCCCCGAGAACGACAACAAGCAGCUCUCCCAACAUGCCAGAGAGAUCUACAACAGCUUCCUGUCCAGUAAAGCCACAACUCCGGUCAACAUAGACAGCCAGGCUCAGCUCGCUGAUGACAUCCUCAACGCACCCAAACCGGACAUGUUCAGGGAGCAGCAACUGCAGAUCUUUAACCUGAUGAAAUUUGACAGCUACACGCGGUUCCUAAAGUCUCGGCUGUACCAGGAGUGCAUGCUGGCCGAGGUGGAGGGCCGGCCGUUGCCCGACCCGUGUCACAUCCCAAGCAGCCCCACCUCCAAACACAGCACCACCGGUUCCGACCGCUCCAACCUCUCCACGCCCAAGAAGGAGGACAAGAAGAGCAAAUCAGGUCGAUCUUUAAACGAGGAGGGUCGAGAUGAUUCAGCAGACCGAAGGAAAGGAAUGUUCUUCUCUUGGUCUCGCAACAGGAGCUUCGGCAAAGGCCCCAAGAAACGGGAGCUGGCUGAUUUCAACUAUAAUUUCUCUGGCACCAACGGUCGCCGUGAGUCGCAAGGCUCGCUGUCGUCAGGAGCCAGUCUGGAACUGGGAACGUCGGGAUCGGGGAAGAACGAGGGUGACUCAUCUCGUGGUUCGGUACCUGAUAGAGGAGGAAGUAGCGCCCCCUUGAGGCAGUGCAACAUCAGCAUGCCAGACGGCUCGUGUUGCGCGGUUCCACUGAGGGCCGGCGUGUCCAUCAGAGAACUUCUGCAGGGUCUUUGUGAGAAGCUCUGCAUCAACCUUGCAGCUAUAGACCUCUUCCUGGUGGGAGGAGAGAAGCCACUUGUUUUGGACCAGGACUGUAUGACCCUGAGCUCUCGGGACCUCAGACUAGAGAAACGGACCCUCUUCAGACUCGACCUGGUUCCCAUCAACCGCUCGGUGGGUCUGAAAGCGAAGCCCACGAAGCCGGUGACAGAGGUCCUGAGGCCCGUCGUGGCCAAAUACGGUCUGCACCUCUCUGACUUGGUGGCACACAUCAGUGGUGAUUCAGAGCCGUUAGAUCUAGGUCUUCCCAUUUCCAACCUGGACGGGUUACGGGUGGUUUUAGAUCUAGAGGAAAACCUUCCUGGAAAAGACAAACAGAAAAUGGCUCCCUCUAAGAGCCACCUCCCAGCCUCUGCCAGCAGAAACCAGUCGUCUACAGGGGAGGACAGGCCGUCGAGAAAAGCCGGUUCAGCCCACCCCCAUGGGGAAAAUGGCAGGGCUGGGCCAGGCCCUGACAUGAGCAGCCAGCCUUUGCCCAACCACUCAGUCUCUCUUCAUAAGGCUCCGGAGAAAAGAAAGCAGAAAAAGAUUAAUAUAGACGAAGCUGAAGAGUUCUUCGACCUCAUAUCCAAAGCUCAGAGCAACCGAGCCGACGACCAGCGAGGCCUGCUGAACAAGAGCCACCUGCAGCUCCCAGACUUCCUGCGCCUGUCUCCAGAGGCAACCCGCCGCACCGCAGCACCUGCCGGCAACCCCGAGCCCAACAGCUCUACCCCCGACUCCCGUAACCCUAGCAACGGCAGCUUCCCUAGCGGCGGUCGUCGGGGCAACAAGGCAACCAGCAAUGACCGGGGAGGUGUGGGCAGCUCACACUGGCUCAGUGGGAGCCACCAGUCUCAGAGCUUGGACUCUGCACUCGGCACCGAGAGGAAACCCCGACCGCCGCCCCCGUUUCCAACCACCGUCUCCCCCAUCCGUCCCAACCGAGCCCCUCAGCACGGCCCCCUCCAGGACUCCACCUGGGGAGAAUCCAUCCAAAUGCUGGAGGAGGACGCCAUGUCUGACCUGACCCUGGUGGGAGAAGGUGACAUCAACAGCCCCAGCCUCACUUACGUCACGCCAUCCGCUCUACUGCCCAAACCCCACCCCCGCCCUCCGCACCUGGCGCAGGACGGCCAACCUAGCUCAGGUACUUCCCCGGUGUGACUCCAGAAACUCUCUUUUUCCCUCUCUUCACCUGACUGUCCGUGGGCCUGGAGACCCACUGAAGUCGGUCUGAGGCCGCUCUUCACUCGUGUCACAGAAUGCAUCCAGAUCUCCUCAUCGUCCGGGGAACUGAGUAAAAGCUCCUGUUUAGUUUAAUGCAAACUGAAAGAAUGUUUAUUCCAAAUUCAUUUGAACAUAGUAGAACAUAGUCUGUGAGGAAAGAUGGAUGCAUGAAGUUUGCACAGAAUCAGCCUCUGGGCUUCCCCGCCUGUGUGGUGUGCAUCCGUGUGAACUCUUUAACGGACUUGCUGUGGAUUUUGUUGUUUGCAUCCAGAGACGUAAGAUUAAGGAGGAACUGGUGGAGCCCAGAGCCGGAUUCUCUCUUUAGCCCAGCAAAUGUACAGAAUCUAACAAAGCACUUUAGCCAAUGUUAAACACCACUUCACACAUUUAGAGGGUUUAUUUUUCCUUUUUAUUCUUCCUCACAAAACUUUUAAAAAAUGAAAAUGAUCAGAAAUGAAACUCUAGGAAUAGUUUAACAUCAAAUCCUGCAGUUUUAUUUUUUUAGCAGACCGUCCGGUGUGUGAGCGUUUGGGAUGCAGACCUGACCCUUCAAACACAAAAGGAGGAAGAGCUGCUUUUCCCCUCACCUGUUCAUUAUUUCUACUUCUGCACAUUUUCUGUUUCCAUCGCUCUCCCCUUACCGCAGACAUUUAUUACAUCACUCGGCAAAACCCUGGCUGCGUAGCAAGUGCUCACACAUGCAGUUUCCUUCUCUGAUCUAGAAUAAUGUGCGCUGACUGUAAACACGCUCAUUUUCUUAUCAGCUUUUAUUUUGAAAAAUCGUUGAAACUUCCCGAGUCCUUGAAGGUUUUACCUGCUCUUUAUGCUGUCCAGUAUAACUAUCAGUCCAUUAAUUUAUGCAUUGUGCUCCUACGCGUUGCUUUCUGUCAGCUAAAGUAUUAAUUUUUAUAUAGUUUACUUUAUGAAACCACGGUGAUGCUGUUGUCACAGCUGUACUCUCAGAUGUGUUUAAAUAGGAAUCCGCUCUGCUGCGUUGUGUUUACUGUCUGUAAAUAGGUCAAAUAAAUGUUUUAGAGGUUGUAAUGUAGCCUCGUGCGA